This is a messenger RNA of Colletotrichum higginsianum IMI 349063, 1692 nucleotides long. Its product is annotated as Exo-alpha-sialidase neuraminidase. The transcript has 3 exons. The record is from RefSeq and is a predicted model, not a curated record. Lineage: Eukaryota; Fungi; Ascomycota; Sordariomycetes; Glomerellales; Glomerellaceae. The coding region runs from base 1 to 1692 and encodes 563 amino acids.
AUGAGGCACUUCGCCAUCGCCGUCCCGUCCCUGUGGCAUCUGCUUCUCGUCUUCUUGCUCGUCGAGGCCGUCUGUUCGCUCGAGGUUACACCUGGCUCUGACUGUGCGGCGUUGUGCUUGGGCGGACCAAAUGGCACGGCAAUCGACACGGCGACAUCUGGGACAAACUCGUCAGAUAUUGUCUGCGAAAACGACCAGUACCAUUCAACAGGAAAAGGAAUCAAGUUUAGGAACUGCGUCAGCUGCAUGCAAAAAAGCCAGGCAGCCCAGGGAUCGCAGAGCGACGCCGCAUGGUUCCUCUAUAACAUCAGAUACACAGUAGAUGUCUGCCUCUUUGACUUUCCCGAGGCCAUUUCCAACAUCAACUCUCCAUGUAUCAUCAACAGCGCAUGCCGUCCUCUCAAGAAUGCCUUGACAGCCGGGCUCACCACGCCGGACGCGGACACGGCGUACGAUUAUUGCACCGCGGAUGCCGAUAGGUUUGCGAGCCCAAAUUGGUGGUCCUGUGUUCGGUGUCUGCAGUCAAGCGACAGCCAGAGCUACCUCUCUAACUUCUUGAUUGCUCUUAAAGCCGGCUGCCAGCAAAAACCCGCCAACGGCAGUCUCCUCGGCCUGACCGGCCAGCUUUUCUCCACCGAAGCCGUCAACAUCACCGAGUCGGCCACCAACACGACCAUGCCGGGAGAUGGCGGGGCCUCCGCCACAACCAUGACGCUCGGCACCAUCGUGGGCAUCGCCGUCGGCGGUGGCCUCGUUUUCGUCGGAGCCAUCUGCCUCUUCAUCAUCUACUGCCGCAAGCAGCGCAAGCAGAGGAUGCAGGACGAAGCCGGCCUCCCUCCCCGGCUCCCCCGGAGCCACGCCAGCUCCGUUACCGCCAUCAACAAGAGCCCUUACGCGCCCAUCACCGACCACAAGAAGUCGUCGUCCGUCAACUCAUACAACUACGAGCUGCAGGAGAAGCAGAACUUCAGCAGCAACGCCGACUACUACGACAGGCUCGAGCAGGACGUCCAGGUCGGCCGUGAGGCGGCGCACUACAACUUUGACCCCCACUCGGGCUUCCACGGCCCCAGCAGCGCCCUUCCCACGCACCCGGCCUAUAUCCCGCGCGCCAUGAGCCGCCAGUCGAACCGCGCCAACACCCCCUCGCCGCCGAACCCUCGAAGGACCAACACGCCGGAAUCGUACGCAUUGCAGACCUACCUCACGGCCGGUGAGGACCCGGGCACGGGUGGCAUCAGACCGCCACCGCAGGCUGCCGUUGCGUCGUCGUCGUCGACGUCGCGGACGCCAUCGCCCGCGAGGUCACACGGAUCGCGCGGCGACGGCGCAAACGCGCAGCCGAAGCUCGUGAACAUCCCUCCGCCGCCGCCGGGAGGACCGCCCCCGACGCACAAAAAGUCACGGAUUCCCUCCCUCUUACUCCCCUCAGUGCCGCGCAUCCGCGUGCCGAAGCAGUACCCCCCGCCCCAGAUCAUCGUCGAGGGCGCGACGCCUGUGGCGGGCCGCGGCGAGGCGGGCGGCGAUAUGCACAUCUCCCAGCCGCUCACCUUCCACGGGCAGAGGUUCCAGGACAGGCCGUUGGCCGGCCAUGCGAUCAUCUCCCAGGUGGCGGUCGCGAGAGAGGUCGACCCUCGUGAGUACGAGGGCGACAUGCCCAUCCGGAGCGGCAAGAGCACACUCUACGGAUAG